This is a messenger RNA of Parasteatoda tepidariorum (common house spider), 6982 nucleotides long. RefSeq lists its product as uncharacterized. The record is from RefSeq and is a predicted model, not a curated record. Lineage: Eukaryota; Metazoa; Arthropoda; Arachnida; Araneae; Theridiidae.
AAAGCAGAAACAAGCACUUAAAAGCGUUUGAAUCUAAAUAAACAGUAGAAAUGCAAAAGAAAAGUUCAAUAUUACCUUUCUUUUAGCCUGAAUAACUUGUAUUCCAUAUAAUUGAAUUUUCACUGUAACAUAAAACAUUUUUUGAACUUAAAUAAUUAAUCACAUUUUUUAGAAUUUGAAUUAAUGUUUUUUUUUUUGCAUAAUUUAUUAUUUAGGGAAAUAUUUCGUGCUGACAUGAACUUGUGUAAUGAUGGAUAAUAAUUUUGCUACAAAAAUAUUGACUAAACUUAAUGUUUUAUCUCAUGAUUCUUUGUUUGGUAAUAAGAAGAUAAUAUUUAAUUCAAGCGGUAUUAAGGAUUUGCCAGAUGGAUCAUGUUUCAGUCGUAUACUUAAGUUUGAUUCUGAUAUCAAUAUUAACUGUGAAUCAACAAUUCGUGUAUGUGAGUAUGUAGGAAGCUUUCAUGUGUCAGGGAGUGAUCAAAAUGAACGAACAGAGUUUGUUAGAGUUCAGCUGAAGCAUUUAAGGGAUGCAGGACCAAAACGAAGUGUUCUCCUGGUUAUUUCACCAACUGGGAUCAAAGUUUGCACUUUGGAUGGGAAGAGUGUCCUAAUGGCUCAUGCUUUACGUCGAAUCUCAUUUGCAACAUGUGAUCCAGAACAUCAUCAAUUUUCUUUUCUUGCCCGUGAGCCUAAUGGACCUUACAAUCUACAAUUUUGUCACUCAUUUUUGGCUAAAGAUUUAAAAGUAGCGGAAGAGCUGAGCGAAGUUGUUGGCUCCGCCUUUCGCAUGGCUUACGCCCAGCAGCUGCAACAAACGCCACUCUCCAGUGGCUCUCAGUUGGACAGACAACCUGCAAGGCUUCACUCUUCUCCAGUUCAUCUCGGUCUCGCAGCUUUUCCAACCACGUGUAGAGAGGAUGCUCGUCCUGCUACAAGAGUUUGUUGGUCAAAGAAGCUCAUGGAAAAAUUCAAGCAGAAUGACUCAAUAACUAGUUCAACAAUGGAAUUGUGCAAUCAGUCAAUAUCUUCUACUUCUAGUGAAUCUUCUAACAAUAGUCUUCAACAACCAGCUACCAAUUCUAGUAGAUUAAAGCAAAAUAAUUUCCCACUAGAUUCUUGGUCCUCAUUAGGAGCUUGCAGUAGUAGUGAAGAAAAUAUAUCUCCUGCUGAUGUAAACUCUUGCAAACAAAUCAAAGACAAACCAUUAAUGCAGAAAAAUUUAGAUGUAGUUCAAGAAAAUGUCUUAGGAGAUGACCAUAGAGACAAUACACGAUCUCCAAAUGAAUGCACAAGUAAAGUUUCCAGUUGUGAUAAUGCUACUAAUGUAAAUGUGAGAGUUUCUUCUGAAACAAAGUCAUAUGGUUUUAAACCAUUUAAAAAAUAUACAUUGGAGAACAGUACUCAAACUCCAACUGCACCUCCACGAAGUGAUACUUUGAACUCAUUAGUAGAUCGAUUUAGUAAAAGAUCAAAUCAAUCAUUGCCAGAUUGUUCUGUUCCAUCAUCAUCAUCAGAAACAGGUGAAUGCUCAGGAGCUUCAGGUGGUAGUCAAAAUACAAAAGAUAAUGAAGAAGUUGCAGCUAGUAGCUCCAACACUUCUCCUCCAACUCCUCCUGAGAGAUAUGACUCUUUGUAUGUUGCAAUCAGUGAGGAGAAAAAAUUACGAGGUGCUCCCUGGUUUCAAGCUGGGAUUCCAAGGGAAAUUGCUCUGGAAAUACUCAAUCAAGAACCGGUUGGUUCAUUUAUGGUUCGGGAAAGUACUAGCAAGCCUGGGUGCUUUGCUUUAUCUUUACGUGUGCCAAGAGAGUACCACCGAUCAGGAAUAGCACAUUAUCUCAUCUUGCGCACUCAUCGAGGCUAUAAAAUUAAAGGCUUCACUAAAGAUUUUACAACUCUGUCUGCUUUAAUAACUCAUCAUUCUGUGAUGCCAGAGUUGUUACCUUGUCCACUUUCUCUGUCUCGAUAUAACCCUUCAUUCAGAAACCAUGAUUCAGAAGAUAUGGUUGAUUCUGACUACAAUUUGUUGUCUGAUUUUCGAAAAAUUUUGUCUGAUUUAAAUGUCUAAUACUUAUAAGUUUCCCAGAUGUAAAACUUGCCUACUUCCUUUACGGAAAAUAUGUGAUAACAAAAUGUAUUUUAAAAUGUGCUAGCCAAGGUUUUUCUUUUAAAAAAUUGUAAUAUUACACUGCUAAAAAAUUGAAACAAUAAUAUAUUCUGGCUAUAUAGCUGACAUAAUGAAAUAUUUACUUUUUCUUUUCCUUUAAUAAACAAGUUUAAAAUAGCAAGUUUUGCAACUGGGUCACUCGUAUGUAUGUUUUUUACAAAUCAUUUGAAAGCUUUUAGUUAAAAAGAAAUGAAGUUAAACAAUUCUGUAACUAAGUUUUUUUAAGCAAAAUAUCUAAAAAAAUUUUAGUGUGAGAGAAUAUUUAAGUAUACACAGUCCAGUCACAUUGAUGUGACUACCUGUCAAAAGGUAGUUUAACUACCUUUCGCAGUUCAGUCUGCUGCAAAAUGCACAGGAAGAAAGUGAGUUAGGUUAUUGAAGGUGUUCACUGAGUUGUUGAGCCAGGCUGACUCCAGUAUAGGCAAACUAUACAUUACAUGGUUGAGGAUACAAGGCGCAAACCCAAUUGAAGUGGUCCCACAGCUUCUAGAUUGAGUUUGAGUUUCAAGGAGUUUGGUGACUAGAGGAGUAUAGUUAAUAACUCAUCUUGGUGCUCUUUGAACUGCACACAUAUACUUCCAGCUGUAUGGCAAAUCAUUUUAUCCUGCUGGUAGAUACCAUCAUCCUGAGGAAAAUUAAUAUAGUGGACAUGACCCACAAAGACAGAUGCAUAUUUGUGCUAACCCAUCAUACCUUCCGUAAUGAUGAGUGCACCCAAAGAAUAGCACAAUAACAUUUUCCAGACUAUAAUGCUCCCUCUACCAGCUUGGAACCUUCCGGCAAUUGUUGAAAUGUGUCAGCUUUCAGACGUUUCACUCCAUACAUGCAAACUUCCAUCUAUCUGAUGGCCCAUAAGAGGUGAUUCAUCAAAAAAAAAAGAUGGUUCCCUUUGGUUCAUCUGGAUAGUAAGUAGCUUAAGGGUUACACGUCUAUGGCCCAUGGUGCACCAUAUUUGUCGCAUUGCUGAUUUUGGAUUGUGCCAUUUCACCAUGCAAGGUAUACCUUUACCAUAGCAGCACAUGAACCUUUUAAAAAAUUAGAUGUUUUGGAAAUGUUCCCCUUCUUCAGAAAGCCUAUUCAUGCCCUUUUGGACAUUGGAUAAAUUGUUCGGUUUCUGUCAACCAUUACAAUGCUUUCCGAUUCCCUCGGACACCCUUUAUGCUUCACUGCAAUGUUCUGCUACCUGUGUGAUUAGUAAUUCCACUUUAAUGUGACCCUAUUUAGGUGAUGGUCACAUUAAUGUGACUUGACUGUGUUAUUUGUUUAAAAGAUUUGCUUUGAAUUAGAAUAUUAAUUUAUCAAUGGAUAAAUGUUAUGUGUGAUAAGAUGUAUGUAGUUAAAAAGUUUUUACAUCUACAUAAAUUUUGUUUUUGUUUUAAGUUGCCAAAUUAUUUUAUAGUUAUAAGAACAAAGUAUUGCUCUUAAUUUAAUAACCCACCUUGAAACUCUACGAUGUUCAAUGGAGAAUUUUGUAUGCUCAUUAUGGUAGUGUCUUUGUCAGUAAAAAUUAGUUAACGUUACAUUUUAUAUAAGGUUCCUUGAUUGAAAAAUCUUUCCUAUUAUUUUGGGAACUGUUUCAGUGAUCAAAGAAUAUAACUUUGAUGUUGUCUUAAGAGCUUGAUGUAUUUAAUUAUACUACUUAAUAUUAAUUAAAUUUUUUAAGUUGUUUUUUUAACAUGUGACAAAUCCAUGCAAUUUAAUAUUGCUACUUAAUAUGUCAAAGUGAUUCACUGAUAAAUACUGUGUUUAAUGGUGUUAUAAGAAGCAGAUUCUUACAUUUCUAUAUCCAGAGAUUUCUUACAUUUUAAAUUAUUUUGCUGAUAAUUGUGUUAUAUUAAUAUUUACAAUUAUUUAAAAUGAAAAUUAUGUAAUUAAUUAUUCAGGUAAAAUUUGGCAAUUCAUUCCUUCUCUAAUUUUCAUUUCUUUUUAAAAUGAUUUAUUUUAUUGGUUAGAUUUUUAAAAAAAAUAUCAGCAUGAAAGAAGUUCUUAUUCAAAAAUAAGUUUACAACAUGUUAAACUUAUUCUAAGUCUGAACAAUAAUGUUAAUCCAAAUUAAAAAUUUACAUUUAAUUUUCGAUUUAAGUCUGUUUUUCUAUCAAAGCCCAUGUAAAAAUGCGCAACACUGUAAUUUUUCUUAAAAUCCUCUGAAUCGAUUUUCAAAAAUAUUUUGUUAUUAGAAUUCUCAACUCUUCUUAAAUGAAAAAAGUUGAUUUUAAAUGUAUAUAUAUAAAAAAAAAAAUGUAUAUCAAAAAUUUCUAAUAAAAUCAAUUUGUUCAAAAUAUGCAAUUUAAUAAAAUGAACAAAAUAUAAAAAAUUUGAAAAACUAUUCAGUAGUUUCUUUGGAAUAAAGUAGGCUAUUUUUCGAUCUACAUUAAAAACCUAUGAGGAUGUAAUUCUCUUUAAAUACAUACUAUCUUUUAAAAGUGUCUUAAAUGUCUUUGAAAUUCAAAGGUAAAAUUUUUAAUUGCUCUUCUUUUAAUUUGUUCUAAUUCUUGGUAAAUCUUAUUUAAUUCUUGGUAAAUCUUAUUUAAUUCUUGGUAAAUCUUUAAAAGCAAAAUAAUCUUAAAUUUAAAACAUUUUAGUUGGAUGUUAUUUUAUAAAGAGUUAUGUUUUGUUAUAAAAUAGAAUUUAACAGUUUGAUUGAUAACUUUAAAGCAUGAAUUUUUUUUUUUAAAUAAAUAAAGAAAUCAACUGAAAAAUGGGUGAAUUUAAUGAAAAAAAUGCCAAAAAAAUGUUUUUUUUUCUUCAAAUUUUCAAAAAUACAUUGAUGUAUUUUUGCAUUAUCAGGAACAAUCACUCCUUCAUUUCUAUUUAUAAAUCUAUUGUGUACAAGAAUAUAGUAUUUCAAACUUAAAUUUUAUAUAAAUAAUCGUAAUUCAUAAAAACUGCAUAAAUGAAAUUGUACUCAGAGAGUAUACCAACUAUAAAAAUUGCUACAGAUAAACUAAUAAAGUGUCAAAGAUACUAGUUUUGUUUGGAAAUGAUAAGUAAAAUAAUUUUAGUAAAAUUUAAAGUGAAAAAAAAAUGCAGAUAAAGGUUUCUAAAUAAAGGGGUUUUAAGCAUAUUAUGCAAAUUUACAUUGUUAUACAUUUAAGGGUUAAAAUGUAUUCAUGAAGAAUUAGCUGACUUUAUUUUAAUAUAUCAAUGUUGUUCUAACAUUUUCAGACUUUUUUUUUGUUGAAAAAUGUGUCUUUUUGGUUCACUAAAAUUUUAGGGUGCAAUUUAAAUAUUUAUUACAUUAACAUAAUUUUGACUGAUUAUAAUUAUUUUUCUUAUAUUAUUUAUGUAACAAAAAUCCAAGUGUUAGUGAAAUUAUUUGAGUUUUUUUUAAAAAAUCUGCUUAAAAUAAACAUUAAUGCUGAAAUUCUUGUUGCAGAUUUGUGAUUUGAGUCCAUUCACGAAAUGGUAUUAUUAUGUUAAAUAAGUCUGGGUCCUUUAUCAUAGUCCAGAGCUUAACUAGAGGAUUUGUUAUGCAGUAAAUAUUUUAAGAAAUUAUUUUUUUAAUCAUUUUAAAUUUUAUACCUUACCAAUUUAAAAACACUGUUCUUCACCACAUUUUAUCAUUUUCAAAGUAAAGAGUCAACAAUUUUAGUUCAAUUACUUUAAGAGGGGGAGGGUUAGUUUUUGGCAAACAAAAAUAUUUAAGUUGCAAGUAAUGUACUAAAUAAUGUUCUGAUCAGUAAAGACAGAAAGAACAAUGUUCAUUUUUAUAAUAUAUGUUUAUAAAAAUGUAUGCUGCAAGUUUAUUUUUUUUUUUGUACAUACAUUUAGGUUAAUUUUUUACUCAAUGAUUAUUAUUAAUGCCAGUUUCGAAUUGAUUUAUUAAUUAAUUUUGCGGAAAUAUUCAGCUCAUUAAAAUUAAUCAAAAUCUGUGAUAUUAGUGUAAAUGAAACACUUCAUGACUUAUAUUUUUUAUAAUAUGUACAAUCAUAUCAAUUAUUUUUUUCAAAAUAGUUAGCUCAAUGGUUUUCAUUAUUAUACGUCAGUAGGUAAUUGUUUUUGGCUAUUUGAUUUAACUAUUAAUUAAAUCUUAUCUCUAAUCUUUGUUUAAAACCCCAUAUCAAGUAUCCAUAAAUAUUUUUUCACCUUGCAACCAGAUUUUCGUUUUAUGUAAUCAAAGAGGCUUUAUCUAAGAAUUCAUAGUCUGUUACUAGAUAACAGAAAAAUCUUUGAACAUUUUCUUUUCUUUAGAACUCCUACUAAGAAUCUGUGAUUUAUUAAAACAGAGACUAUUUAAUUGAUCUGAAUGUUCUGUGAAUAUAACUGUUCUUGUUAUGUUUUUGUGACAUGGUAUGUGUACUACUUAUAAUAUUUAUUAUUGUAUAUCAAAAGUCAAUGUAAAUGUUUACAUGUCUCUAUUGGCAAAGUGAUUUUGUGUGCUGUAAGCUGUUAUUCAGUGUGAUGCUGCAAACUGUUUCAAGAUUUUUUUUACCUUUAGUCAUUUUUAACUAGUCAACAUGAAAUUCAGCUGUUUAGUUCAUAAAUUUUAUUCUGAAUUUUGACUUAAUAUUAAUUUUUUAUUGCGUCUAAAAUAGUUACGUUAAUAUAAUUUAGAUAGAUGAUUAUUGAAAUUGAUUUUGACUUGCAGCUCAGACUAUUUGAAGAAAGUUUUCUUUUUCUGUAGAGUGUAUAUAGUGUUUGCAGAUGUUAUUGCUUGUGAUUAUGUUAUUGUUUUAUUGUAUUAAAAUACUAAAUAUUAAUUCCUGAAAAAUAGGAGACAAAAUUUUUCUUCUUAUAUUGAAACAUUUAAGAGCUGUAUUAAUGAACAACUCUGUUGUUUUUGUGAUAUGAAUUUUAAUAAAUGGUACAUAAAACUUU